CUAUAAAUAGGAGGGAUGAAGCCAGCAGAGAGCAGAUUCUCUCUACAGAGACCUCUACAGCACAGAGAUCCAGACAUGGCACCUACAAUCACUGCAGCUAUGACCAAAUCUCAGGAGCAUCUGACUCUGACCCACAAGCUCAGAAAGCCUCUGGUGGAGAAGUUACGCAGAGAGCGAAUCAACAGCAGCAUUGAGCAGCUCAAGUCUCUCCUGGGUCCAGAGUUCCUCAAACAGCAGCCAGACUCCAAGCUGGAGAAAGCAGACAUCCUGGAGAUGACAGUUUGUGUCCUGAGACGACUUCAGCAGCAACAUCAAGCUGUGGACUCGGCAGCUGUUGAUCAGGGCUACUCCAGGUGUGUCCAAGAGGUGAAACACUUCAUGUCCAGGGAAGAGGUGAAGACCCAGUCCCAGAGAAGACUGCUGAACCACUUCAACAAGCUGCAGUCUUCCUCUGAUGAGAACCUGAGAGAGGCUGACUUCUCUCCUCUGAGCAAAGAGAAGAGCCCAGUCAACAGCGCUGUCUGGAGGCCGUGGUAGAUGCCCAAGGACUUGUAGAAAAGUGAAAGUAUUGCAUAUGUUACUGCAACUUUUCACUUUUAUUACCUUUUGUAAAGGUUCUGUGUUUCUGUGAUAUUUGCAGCCAGGUUGGCUUUUUUGUAUUUCAAAGGUACUUUCUUCUGACUCUGUGAAGUUAACAUUAAUGUUCCCACUGGGAAUGCCUAUUGUCACUGACACUGACAACAAUGUAUGUACUUUUUCUCCGUUUAGGAGACACAGUUAAUCAUGUUGAACAUGUUUCAGAUUUAUAUGUGAUAUUCACAUACAUCUUUGUUGAAAUGUCUUUUUUUGAUAGAUCUUUAGAUAUCUCAACUGUCUGCAUUUUUAGCAGAUUCAUUUUGUGUAUGAACAAAUUUGUCAAAACACAUGUGCUGCUUUAUAACUCUGUGAGUGACAGCACCCAUACCUUCAAUGAAGGGAAAAUGUCUCAGAAUGAAUGUAUCUCUUCAAGCCAAGUGAUGCGCAUUAA
Molecule: messenger RNA, 1027 nt
Organism: Larimichthys crocea (large yellow croaker)
Lineage: Eukaryota; Metazoa; Chordata; Actinopteri; Sciaenidae
Product: transcription factor HES-5-like
Exons: 2
Coding region: 16-537 (173 amino acids)
Biological process (GO): regulation of DNA-templated transcription
Molecular function (GO): DNA binding; protein dimerization activity
Source: RefSeq, a predicted model, not a curated record